AUGGAUGAAUGCUUGCCCAAUUCAUGUCUACUAGGCGUCCAUCUCGUCAUUUCAACCCAUUCAGGACCACAAAUUGUUUAUCACUAUCCACCUUCCAAUACGGCAUUUCUAACAAAUAAUCCGACGAGACAUCAGCAUCUCUAUGUAAACCAUGAUGUACUGGGUAAGGACACAAAUAAGGGAGACAGCUUGUUCAAUUCUGGGUCUGCAAAAACAGCCUCCCAAUUGGCCCAAAAUGAAUCAUUGAGCAAUUUUAAUGCCACCAUUACUCCAUCAAUGACAAAUGCCAAUACUAAUAGUGGAACAUUACCUUCUACAAGGUCCCAUGCUAAUACUGUGGGAUCUCAAGGCUCAAUUCCUUUGGCAAGUAAUGGUUUAGCUAAUAGAGAUAACGACACAGGGAGCAACUCUGGGAUUUUUCAAUAUCAAGAAUCCGAAUCUGAAUCAUCAUCAUCAGGUUUAAGUGAUAGUGAGUUAUCCACAGACUACGUGGAUAUUUCCAGCGAUUCAUUUUCCAUAUCGUCUUCCUUAUCAUCGCCUUCUCUGUCCUCUUCUCCGUCGAGUUCAUCCUCAUCUUCCCCUCUGCAAGAUGGUUUAUCAAGGACUAAUUCGAGUUUCCAAUCCAUCGAUUCCAUGUCUCCAACCUCACCACAAAUAACCGUGAGCAACGAUGGUAUCUCAGUAUCAGAGUCAUACGUAGACCCCGCCACGAACUAUAAAGCAAAGUCCACUUCCAAGAGAUCUCAGAAUUUUUUCCAUAAAUUGAAUACCAAGAAGAGUACCGAUUCUAAAACGCAUUCUCCAAUAAGGAGACUCAAAUCUAAACCAUCACAAACUGCCAACAAAAGCAACAAGCUGUUUAAGAACAUCUCCAAUGAUACCGAUGGGAAUGCUUUCACUGGGAAUCACUCACUUUCUUCCAAAAAGUCGGUAUCAAGUGCAGGAGAGCAGAGUCAAGAUUUCCAUAAUAAUAGCCUCAAUGACACACCUGGCCAAUCACCACAACACUACCAUCACCACCAUAAGAACAUCGCAAAUAGCCAACGAAAUUUCUCGACACAGUAUGACACUGAAGAAGAUAUGGAGGUUUCAACAAUGCUGCAGGAUGGCAAAAUAUCCAUGAAUGAGAUUUUUUUCAAGGAGGAAAACUUUCAAGAUGUAAAUAAAAUUCUAGAGUUUGAUCAUGAUUUUGUUGCAGAAUUUUGCAGUCCCGAGAGGGAAAUGUGCAAUACCAGAUUCGAAUUCACGGUGGAUAAUUUCUGUUUUUUGGGCUUGCCAAUUCAUGUGGAUUCUCAGGGUAGAUGGAGAAAAUCCAAGCAUAAAAACAAAACUCGGUCUAAAAGAUCUUCAAGUACCACAACAAACGUCAGUAGAAAGAAGUCCAUUGCUUCCAAGAUUUCAUCGUUGAGUGAAAACACCUUAAAAAAAGUGAAUAGUGACGAGGUUGAAACUGAUCCUGACAACAAUGUAGGUAACAUGAACUAUACUGAUACUCCAAAUUUAAAGAUAAAUACCGACGUCGAUGGAAUCGAGUUUGAGAGGGAAAAAGAGGAUCUAGGCAAGAACAUGAACAUGUUUCAUGUCUGCUUUGUCAUGAAUCCACAUCUAGUAGAAUAUAACAAGAGAAUUGAUGAUAUGUAUCAGUUUGUUGUGACAAGGCUUUCUUUAUUGUUGAGAUACGUGCAGUCAAAAACCUCGUAUAUUUCUAGUGAAUGUCAUAUAAUCUUAAAAGAAAGAGAACGAGUAUUGAAGCAUUCAAAAACAUACCAGUCCAUAAAUGGCGCGGGCAACAAGGGGAAAUACUUAUAUCAAAGGAUUCUAGCGAAGUCCUCGUUGGCCAGAGCAUUAACAGAAUGCGUUGAUAAAAUUCAAAGAAAUGAAAUUGCAUGUCUUGAGAUAAGUGACGAUAAAGUAAUUUCUUUGCAAAUCCCGAUUCAAAAUGAGUUCGAAAAAAUGCCAAACUUUAAAUUACAACCUGUAUUGAGAGGCUCAUAUUUGACAUCCAUUUUAAAUAUGAAAUUUUUGGAAAAAUCCUCAUUAAGAAUUGAAGGUCAAAAUAACGAGGCUCAACAAAGCGAUACCAAUAAUAACAUAUAUAGAUUCGGCAACAACAUUAAUAGCACCGGGCAUUGUGGAGCACCCAAUGUUGAUGAUGGGGAUGAUAACGAAAGCAGUUACUUCUGUGACGAUAACGACGAUCUUCUGAAUUAUGCGUUGUUGUUACUAGAUGAGCCAAAUAAUAUUAUCAGUUCUCUCGAAACCUUUUCGUAUCAAGACGAUAUUGGCACCAUCAUACUAAAACAUUUGGUGAGGAACAUCCAACCGAAUGUUCCGCUAAUGUCGUAUCGCUAUUUGAUAAGUGAAUUACUAGAUAGCCCCUCUUCACAAGAUGACAUCACUGCAGAGACUAAUUCAUUGGAAUCGGGCGUUCUGCGCUCGUGUGCGUUGCAUUUAAUGUAUUGGAGACACGCAAGGGUAGUGAUCCCACUAAGUUCCAAAUACACAUAUAUCGUUUCGCCGUUGGCCCCUAUUCAAGGUUGUACCAUAGACGACUUCAAAAAUACUUUACAGAAUGAUGAACAAGUGAAAAAAGUGGAAAUUGCGAAAAACAAAGAGGAAAAAAGUGAUAGGAUACCUUUGAUCUAUCAAAAUUCGAUACUGUUUAGAUCCAAAUUCCCGUUGUUGCCCACCUUGCCCAUUUUCCUAAAUUUGUUAUCAGCGGAUAUACCUCAAGCAUACAGUAACAUAAUUCCGUCAAGAGAACACAAACCAGUUUACUUGGAUGCAUUGGCGUGGUUGAUACAGUACGGAUACGUAACUCAAUUGCUAACGUUCAUCAACAUCCGCGUGGACAAACAUAUAAAGAUGGCAGUGGACGAGGAUCUAGAGAAGGAGGGAUUCCGUAAGGCUAGUGCCGCUGGAAGACCGGGCCUGGAUUACAAAAAGACAGACAAAAAAUUGGAUGAUGAAGAUGGACAAAACAGAGAUGCCAAUGCCAACGAAGCAUGUGUGGGGAAGGCAGAGGGCGAGCAGCCCAACGAUGCUAACAAGAACGAAAACAAAGAUAAAAACAUGAAUGAAAAGGGAGACGAUGAACGUGACGAUAAUGACAUUGCUGUGGUCGAUGAGGAGGAAGUACUGCAUUUCGAAUAUGAUGAUCCGGAGAUGCAGCAUGACUAUACUGUGAUUUUGGAACCUGAAAGGGCCACAGCGAUUGAAAAAAGGUGGCUAUAUAGAUGCAUUCAUGAUCAACCUUCAGAUAUCCAGGUUCUUUUCAACAAGUUGCUCAAGUAUUUCAAUGGGAAGGUUCCCAUGGAACUAGUUAUCAUCAAAGAGGAAGUCAGCAGGCAUGACUUGAAAAAACUGCUAAAUGCUUUAGAUAAGUAUUUGAUCGAGGUCCAUCACUGGUGA
This is a messenger RNA of Saccharomyces kudriavzevii IFO 1802, 3411 nucleotides long. It is a transcript of the gene NPR3, whose product is annotated as Npr3p. NCBI's taxonomy places the organism in Eukaryota, Fungi, Ascomycota, Saccharomycetes, Saccharomycetales, Saccharomycetaceae. The transcript has a single exon. Gene Ontology annotation, cellular component: GATOR1 complex. The coding region runs from base 1 to 3411 and encodes 1136 amino acids. Gene Ontology annotation, biological process: TORC1 signaling; cellular response to amino acid starvation; negative regulation of TORC1 signaling. The record is from RefSeq and is a predicted model, not a curated record.